Molecule: messenger RNA, 4396 nt
Organism: Nicrophorus vespilloides
Lineage: Eukaryota; Metazoa; Arthropoda; Insecta; Coleoptera; Silphidae
Gene: tok
Product: tolloid-like protein 1
Exons: 11
Coding region: 459-3731 (1090 amino acids)
Biological process (GO): proteolysis
Molecular function (GO): metalloendopeptidase activity; serine-type endopeptidase activity; calcium ion binding
Source: RefSeq, a predicted model, not a curated record
CGUCGGUAAGUUCAGUUCAGUUGUGUUCGAAACGCCGAAGCCGUCGUCUGCUUGCGCCGCCCCAGUCGCGCCACCACAACGAACGCACGCGGUCCACCCCCAACAUUUGGAUCAUCUUCGUCGGCGGCCGUCGCAGAGGACAGAACACGUCGACCGGAGGAUGCGAGGAGGCGCGCAAUGCGACCAGCAACAACAACGGCCCAAGUGAUCUUUGAACAAAUGUAUCAGCAAUAGACUCAGAUAAUAUACAAAGAAGUAAUAACAAUGUCUCUGGUGCAAACGUGACGAGCUUGACAUGCAGGCUGCCAGUUCACUGUGAAUGAAUGGACGAUGAUGAUGAUGCUGUGAUCUGAUCAUCUGGGAAGCGCGCAGCGGAAGAAAGUGUGCCGCGGUUAUUAGUUGUUGUUUUUUUGUUUCUUCUCAUCUCUCCGGUUUCGUUUCGUCCUUCGAGGAUCAGGAUGUUGGCGCGCAAAGGUCUACCAAUUCUUCUCCUGUUCUUCAUCGCCGCCGCCGCUGCUCAUUCAGCGGAACAACAAAACACUGCCAAAUACACAAUCGAAGAUCUCGUCUCCAUUACCUUUCCGAAGAAGACGUCCAACGACAUAGAUUUGGACCCGUGCAAAGCUGGUAACUUCUUGGGGGAUAUAGCCAUUCCAAAUGACUUCAAACAUGAUAUACUCGAGGGUUUGAUUAUCGAAGAGGAAGGACUAACGCCGUUCGUGAGAAAGAAGACGAAGCAAUCCUCGCCGUACGAGAAUACCAGAAAUCAGAAUGAUCAGCUCGACGGCGAGGACGUAGAAGUGCACAAGGAUAAAGUGCCAAAGCGCAGUUAUCCUCGCAUAGAGAGGCUGAACAAGGUGCAAAGCAACAGCCACGAAAUCAACGAAGAGAUCACUACCAAAAGACUUCGCCACCAAAGACACGUCCGGCGUAAGAAUAAUGACGGUCGUCGUCGCAGCAAACGAGUAAAUAGCUCGGUUUUUCAGGACGAAUUGCCUGUCCACGAGUUCGAACCGCGAUUUGAUUUCAAGCCCAAAACUUCUACAGUUUCCAGUUUCUACGGACAGAAAGAUGAAAUCCAUCAUCGUCGCAGGGUCACACGAGCCGCAACCGCGAGGAAGGAGCGCGUCUGGGAUUACGGUGUCAUCCCAUACGAAAUCGACGCCAACUUCAGCGGUCCUCACAAGGCACUCUUUAAGCAGGCCAUGCGACAUUGGGAGAGCUUCACCUGUGUGAAGUUCGUCGAACGUUCACCCCUCGACCAUCCCAACUAUAUACUCUUUACAGAGCGACCAUGCGGGUGUUGUUCUUUCGUCGGGAAACGUGGAAAUGGACCACAAGCCAUAAGCAUCGGCAAGAACUGCGAUAAGUUUGGAAUCGUUGUGCACGAGCUCGGACACGUGGUCGGCUUCUGGCACGAGCACACCAGACCCGAUAGGGACAGGCACGUCGUCAUCAAUAGGGAGAACAUAAUGAACGGGCAAGAUUACAAUUUUAAUAAGUUGAAUGACGACGAAGUGAAUUCACUUGGGUUGACAUAUGACUACGAUUCCAUAAUGCAUUACGCCAAGAACACCUUCUCGAAAGGUAGCUAUUUGGACACAAUCGAACCUGUGGACAUCCCUGGAAGGAAGAGGCCCGAAAUCGGUCAGAGGUUGCGUCUCAGCCAAGGGGACAUCGAGCAGACGAAUCUACUCUACAAAUGUCCAAAAUGUGGAAACACUUAUCAAGCGAACACGGCGGUCUUUCAAUCACCGAACUAUUUGAUGUCCAAGGGUCCGGAUGGCGGAGAGCGAUGCGAGUGGAGAAUAACUGCCACCCACGGGGAGAAAAUCGUGCUGAACAUAACCGAGUUGGAUAUACCAAAGUCAACGAAUUGCUCCGACGAUUACAUUGAAAUACGGGACGGAUAUUGGCACAAGUCCACGCUGUUGGGCAAGUUCUGCGGUUCGGGGAAGAUCCAGGGCUCGAUCAUAUCCACCGGCAGUCGCAUGUUGGUCACAUAUGUUACGAGGAAUCCCAGUGGCCAUCGCGGUUUCACCGCAAAUUACGAAGCCGUCUGCCGCGGAGAGUUGGAUCUAGAAUCCGGCGGUCAUCUUGAAUCGCCCAACUACCCCGAAGACUACCAGGUCAACAAGGAGUGCGUUUGGACGCUCACUGUGCCGGAGAACUACCAAGUCGCGCUCAAGUUCCAGUCUUUCGAGGUGGAGAAUCACGACAAUUGCGUUUAUGAUUACGUCGAGGUUCGUGAUGGCCUCAACAUGGAGAGUCCGCUGCUUGGCGUCUUCUGCGGCUAUAAACUGCCACCCGACAUCCGUUCCACUUCCAACCAUCUGCUAGUCAAGUUCGUCUCGGACAUGUCCGUCCAGAAGGGCGGAUUCUCGGCCACCUUCAUGAAAGAGUAUGAUGAGUGCAGCAUGACCGAUCACGGUUGCGCCCAGGAAUGCGUCAACACUUUGGGCUCGUACGAAUGUGCCUGCAGAAUUGGAUACGAAUUGCACUCUGACGGCAAAAAUUGUGAAGAUGCCUGCGGAGGACAAUUCAACGUUCAAAACGGAACGAUAAUGUCACCGUCGUUCCCAGAUUUUUAUCCCGUGAACAAGAAUUGCGUGUGGGAGAUAAUCGCUCCUCCGCAAUAUCGGAUAACUUUGAACUUCACCCACUUCGACCUCGAAGGUAACAACCUUCACCAGCAGCAGUGCGAUUACGACAGGGUCGAGGUGCACAGCAAAACCGGCGAUGAUAAGCUGAACAGACAUGGAGUGUUUUGCGGUAGCAAAAUCCCAGCGCCCGUCACCUCCGAUGGAAACAUCAUGAGGAUCUCCUUCAGCUCGGAUCCGAGUGUGCAGAAGUCCGGAUUUGCUGCCGUCUUUUUCACCGACAUGGAUGAAUGUGCGAUAAAUAACGGAGGCUGCCAGCACGAGUGCUUGAACACUCUGGGAUCGUACGUUUGCACGUGUCAUAACGGAUUCACACUGCACGAGAACAAGCGGGAUUGUAAAGAAGGCGGCUGCAAGCACGAGAUCGUCGAGUCCGUGGGACAGAUCACAAGUCCCAACUACCCAGAAUACUAUCCGAGCAGGAAGGAUUGCGUGUGGAAGUUCACCACAACCCCCGGUCAUCGGAUUAAGAUUGUCUUCGAUAAGUUUGAAAUGGAAUCCCACCAAGAGUGUUCAUACGAUCAUAUCGUCUUUUACGAUGGAGAUUCGCCGGAUGAUCAUACAUUGGGUCGCUUCUGCGGGUCCAAAGUGCCCCAUCCCAUAGUCGCGACUGGGAACCAAAUGUACAUGGUCUUCAAGUCUGAUGCGAGUGUUCAGAGGAAAGGUUUCCUAGCUACCCAUUCGACUGCCUGCGGUGGCCACCUUUUGGCCACCCCGGAAAGACACCAUUUUUAUUCUCACGCAAAGUAUGGAAGUUCACUUUACGAGAGCAAAGCUGAUUGCGAUUGGACAAUAGAAGCACCACAAGGCCAGAAUGUUCAUCUCAUGUUUGUUACAUUUGAUCUAGAGGACGAAAAAGACUGCGGAUACGAUUACGUCGAGGUAUUCAGUGGUCUCGACUCCAGCGGUGCUUCCUAUGGAAGAGUAUGCGGCAGUAAUAAACCAUCUGAUAUCAUCUCGACACAUGAGGCUUUGUUGAUAAGAUUCAAAACGGACGACUCUAUUCACAGUAAAGGAUUCGCAUUAGCGUACGAAGCCGUGGAACCCUACAGCGAAGAAGAGGAUAUUUAGAGAAUGCUGCAGCCUUGGUACAUCUCCAGUAACCUUGCAGCUCCGCACCUCAGAGGGAGCAAGCAUUGCAAAAGUUCCUGAGAUCUUCGGUCGUUAGUUCAGCCAACCCCCCCACGUUGAAGAACAAUACACAUUCCCUUAGUCCGUCACCAGAUACAUGAAAAUGUUCCAUUUUCUACUGAUCCCCUUCCCAAUAUGUAUAUACAUUUUUUUAAUUAUUAUUAACUAGUACAUAAUAUUUAUUAAGUACUUAUAUCGUUACAUAAAUGAGGUUUAAGCAUUGUAGGAAUAUUGCAGGAAUAGAUUGUAAGAGAAAUGAAGAAAAAAAGAAGAAUUAAUGUGAAACACUAACUAAUAUUUACAUGGAUGUCGUAGAUGAUGUGUCAAGGAUCGUUCGUCGUGUACAUGUGCCAUUUGUUGUUCUUUCUAUCUCUCCAUAUUUUGUUUCUUUUUUAUUCUGUGUGUGAUUUUAUAAUAUUUACAAACAAUUCUGAAAAGGAGAAAAAUAUGUGUAAACCAGAUGUUUUCGAUUUCAGACUUUACUACUAUUAAUUACUAUACCUAUGUAUUAUCGCAUAUUAGAAGAUAAUUGAUUUCGUAACGAAACUAUGAAAGAGAACAAAAAAAUAUUACGAAACGAAUAAAAAUAAUAAUACUAUGUAUAC